GUCGCGACUACAUCCCGUCGUCGGAGUCCCGAGUCCGUGGUACGUUCUGCCCCAUGCAACCUCGCCCGUUCGGCUCGCGAACGCUUCCUCUGGAGCUCUGCGAGGCGAUAAUCGACUUAUGUCGGGAGGACCCCUCUACGCUGAGGGCAUGCAGUCGUGUGUCGCGUGCAUGGUUUCCUGCGUCUCGCAAGCACAUAUUCUCGUCUAUCAGGUUCGCUGAAGGCGAGGACAUCACUACCUUUCAAGCCUUGCUCUCUUCCGAGUUACCGGGAUCCAGUAGCAUCCCCAGUCUCGUCCGCGAUCUCUGCUUGGGCGGAAAUAUGCCGAGAUGCUUGGGCAUGAGGACCGGUCGCUGUUGGCUGACGCCAGGCUGCCCGGCCUGCUCGAGCAGUUCACUGCAGUGGAGACGCUACGGCUGGAGAAUCUCGAUCGGCCGAUCGCCACUGUUCCCGCCGUAGAGAACGCAGUCGCAGUGCUCGCGAGCAAGGUGGGUGAUCUCGCGCUACUCGGGCUCUGCAGAUCGCAUAUACAUCUACUCACUCACUGGUCGCAUCUAUGUAGGUGGCUCACCUGCACCUGCACUGGUCCGAGACCGGAUAUGGACAGGUUGGAUCAGACUUGAUCGAUAUUCUGUCCUCGUCGCCUCGAAGGUCC
Messenger RNA from Fomitopsis serialis, 654 nucleotides. RefSeq lists its product as uncharacterized. The coding region runs from base 54 to 458 and encodes 134 amino acids. The transcript has a single exon. NCBI's taxonomy places the organism in Eukaryota, Fungi, Basidiomycota, Agaricomycetes, Polyporales, Fomitopsidaceae. The record is from RefSeq and is a predicted model, not a curated record.